This is a messenger RNA of Anguilla anguilla (European eel), 3538 nucleotides long. Its product is annotated as serine/threonine-protein kinase PAK 6-like. Gene Ontology annotation, cellular component: cytoplasm. Gene Ontology annotation, biological process: regulation of MAPK cascade; intracellular signal transduction; protein phosphorylation. Bases 942 to 2912 code for a protein of 656 amino acids. Gene Ontology annotation, molecular function: ATP binding; protein serine/threonine kinase activity. NCBI's taxonomy places the organism in Eukaryota, Metazoa, Chordata, Actinopteri, Anguilliformes, Anguillidae. The transcript has 9 exons. The record is from RefSeq and is a predicted model, not a curated record.
ACUCUAUCACUCUGCAAGGACAUCCUGAGGGAGAGGAGGGAGGGAGAGAAAAAAACAGACAGUGGAAGGAAGAGAGACAUUACAACUGUGGUGGAGAGAGAGAGAGAGCAAGGGCGGGUGAAGAACUAAAUGAGAGAACAAGGAAGGAAAAAAACAUGGUUAUCAAUGGGGGUGAAAGAGGAAGGGAGCACAAAUAGAUAAAAAAAAGGGGAUGGAGACAAAGAGGUAUGCAAUAAUAUUGAAAGAGAGAAGAAAGGCGAGACAGCCGUUCUGUUUGGUUUUUAGGAUCGGCUCUGACCCUCCCCCGGAUGGUUGGGCCCUGCAGUUGAUUCGGCCCAUCCCGGGUAGGUCGGCGCGGGACGUGUAAUUAGCCGCGCCGCUAGGAUGAAUAACCUCCGGCGGGGAGUUUUUCAGCUGCCGUCCUGUCUCUCGGCACCGAGGGAGGAGUUAACUCCUCUUUCAGGCAAGCAGCAGCCUGCAGUGCGAGAGCACACUGUGUGAGUAGGUGUGGGUAUGUACCGUAAGGUGUUCCGAGCACCUGCGUGUGACUGCGAGUGUGUCUGCAGGCUCAGCCCUCGCUCGCAUGCUCCGUGGCUCAAUACAGGGAGACGGUCUGCGUUUCUAAUUCGUUCGCGACAGUCGGACUCCCUCUUCUUUUGCUCCAGCGGUCGGGGAGGAGGGCGGAGAAUUGGGGGGAAAGAAGCCAGAUUGCACUGGCUAAGGACACGGAGCAGUGAAGCAGCAGAGGAGAGGUUAGCCUGUGUGACGCAGACGCGAAAGACCACCGGCGGGGCAGGCAAGGGAAGUUUUGAAAUGUAACUGGGGCAGCAUGCACCAAAAGGACCGGCCUUCCCCGCUUCACCCUCCCCCCGUCCUCUCUGACUGCCAGUCCUGGAUGACACAAUACCUGUAGCCAGGUCCUGUCGCUUUCUGGCCGGAGGAUGUUUCGCAAGAAGAAGAAGAAGAAGAAGCUGGAGAUCUCCGCGCCCAAGGACUUCGAGCACCGGGUCCACACCUCCUUCGAUUCCAAGGUGGGGAACUUCGUGGGCCUGCCCCCCCAAUGGCACGGCCUCAUCGAGACCCCGCGGCGCCCCAAGCCCGUGGUGGACCCCUCCACUAUUACCCCCUUGGAGCUUAAGCCAAAGAAGACUGUUGUCCGUGGGAGCAUUGUCGGACACGGGGAAUACAUUGCUGCAGCGUUGUCGCAGCUGAGCCACCUCUCGGUCACCAGCUCGAACGCACUGCGGAAGACCAGUCCCUCAGAAAGGGAGAAGGCGCCCCCCUUGGGCCGGGUCGAGAAAGCGCAGGGCGAUGGGGACCGCAAGUUGGAAGUCACCGUCGACGACAGCAGAGGCGGGGCCAGAACACACAAUGAGGGCAGUGAGAACUGGAGCCACGCCCCCUGGCCCCAGCCCAACUCUACCCACAAGGCAAGCCCCUCCACCUGCUCCAAUGGGACCACGCCCCUUGCAGCUGCUGUGGAGCUUCCCUGCCCAGGGACACGCGUCCAUAAAGGGGAGGCGGUCCCCGCGGACAAGCCUGAACAGAAUCUGGGCGUGGCACCCCAGUCGGUCUCCGUCUCUGGCUUCGGCCCCCCGGAGACAUUUUCCCAGCAGCCUCAGGCGGACGUCAGGACCCACACGCCGGAACCUCAAUUCAGUAACCCAGCCCUGGCCCGCCUUUAUAGGAGCUUCAGCAGACCCAACUCUUACAAUCCGCAGGCCUCCUCCUUCCAGAGGCAUCACUCCUUUCACAAUGGCAUCGGGGCCCCCCUCCAGAGAAGCCUCAGGACGUACCAAGCUGUGCGGGUCCCGGCCAGCUAUACCGCAGGACUGUCCCCGCACAUGUACGCGAGGCGGGGGGGUACCAGGCCCGCCCUCCCCAGGCAGGACGGCAUGGCCCAGCCCCGCCCCGCCCCCGCCGGCUCCCCCUCCCCCGGCGGCCCCCGCGCCACCUGCUCUCCCUCCCUCCUGCGCCCCCAGCGCUCCUCCGCGGACCCCGCCCCCGACCCCCCCGAGGUCACCCACGAGCAGUUCAGGGCCGCCCUGGAGCUGGUGGUGGACAAGGGGGACCCCCGCUGCUACCUCGAGAGCUUCGUCAAGAUCGGCGAGGGCUCGACGGGCGUGGUCUGCAUCGCCCGGGAGAAACACGGCGGCCGACUGGUGGCCGUGAAGAUGAUGGACCUGUGCGGGCAGCAGCGCCGGGAGCUGCUCUUUAACGAGGUGGUGAUAAUGAGGGACUAUCGGCACAAGAACGUGGUGGAGAUGUAUAAAAGUGCCCUGGUGGACGAAGAGCUGUGGGUGAUCAUGGAGUACCUCCAGGGCGGCGCUCUCACCGACGUAGUAUCCGAAACCAGGCUGAACGAGGAGCAGAUUGCAACGGUGUGUGAGGCCGUGCUGCAAGCUCUGGCCUUCCUCCACUCCCAAGGUGUCAUCCACAGGGACAUCAAGAGUGACUCCAUACUGCUCUCCCUGAACGGAGAGAUCAAACUCUCAGACUUUGGGUUCUGUGCCCAAAUCAGCACAGACAUCCCCAAGAGGAAGUCCAUGGUGGGGACCCCGUACUGGAUGGCCCCAGAAGUCAUCUCCAAAAUACCUUAUGGCCCUGAGGCGGAUGUGUGGUCCCUGGGCAUCAUGGUGGUGGAGAUGGUGGAUGGAGAACCUCCGUACUUCGACGAGACGCCGCUGGUGGCCAUGAAGAAGCUGAGGGACGAGCCUUCGCCCACUGUCCGGAAUGUGCACAAGGUCUCCCCGAUGCUGAUGGACUUCCUGGGACGCAUGCUGACCCGGGACCCCCAGGAAAGAGCGAGCGCCUCCGAGCUGCUAGAGCACCCCUUCCUCCUGCAGGCAGGCUCGCCCCGGUGCCUAGUGCCCCUGGUGGAGAUGCACCGCAAGCGCAUAUCCAGAUGCUGACCCAGGGCGGCCUCGCCUAUGCUCUACCCGCCUCCCACCCCCGAACCUCAACACAUGCCCCCUAAUUCAGAAUUGGAAGGGUGGCAAAAAGCUACUUCGAGAUAAAUCCGCUGGUGAAUGACAUGCAGUCGUUCAUAUUCCUCUUUGGCAGCAUAAGGAGAACCUGUCAGAGCAGGUCCUGAAAGUGGGAGGAGCCAGGAAUUUAUCUCAAUCUCAUGGACUUUCAUUAAAAAAGUGUCAUUUAAAAAUGUGCAGUAUUGACUUCUGGAAUCUUCUGACUUGAGAAAAAUUCUAGCUGGUGCCAGAAUGAAACAAAACAAUAAAAUGAAUAGGUGUUACUAAAAGACAUUUUGAGCAGGAUGGCACCCGUUUGCUGGGAGGCCUUUGAAAUGGACACUGCUGACUGUGCAAUCCGAACAGUUUGGCAUUCAGAUGUUGUGAAUGUCAGCUUUUCUUUAUGUCGCGGGAUUACAUUCGUUUUUUUUAUAUGCACUGUACACGAUUUUAGGAUUUGUAUGAAGGCUUGUCUGAAGGUUGUAAAGAACAUUUUUUAAGACGUGUGAAAAUGUGUCUCUGUAGAACCAUUAAAUCUCGUCCUACAGCAAGAAUAACUUGCUGUACCUCUC